Messenger RNA from Medioppia subpectinata, 528 nucleotides. NCBI's taxonomy places the organism in Eukaryota, Metazoa, Arthropoda, Arachnida, Sarcoptiformes, Oppiidae. The record is from the annotation of a GenBank genome assembly.
AUGCCCAGACCCAUAAUAAGUGUUUGGAAAAAUAACAAAACCUUUAUCGCAGCUGUGAUUUGCCUGAUAAUUGUGGCCAUCAGUGAAACAAGCGCUCAAAGAAAUCGCAACAUUACUCUAGAUCUAGGAAAACUAUUUCGUGUGGGACUACUGACAGGCCAGGGAGGGUCUAAACUGGGCCUCAAUGUACUGAACGGCUUGAGUAAUGUGGAGAUCGAUCGGCAAAAGUACCCGACAGUGGGCGGCGGCACAGGUGUUAGCCAUAGCAUCAAUGUUAAUCGACCCGUCACUCUACUGGGUGUGCAUCAAAAGAUCCGUGAUAAAAUUAGACAAGACGCCCAGGUGCUCGCCACCGUACUAGCUCCACCGAGACGUCCAUACAAGAAACUAGACGGAAUGACAAUAUUGAAGCUCGGUCAAGUGGUAAACCAGCGGAUGAGUUGUGUGGUAUAUUCGCGAUGUAAUGAGAUGGUAGAACAAUUGCUCAACAUUUACACCCGUGUAUCAAUUAUAGCCAUCAUGGGUUAA